Molecule: messenger RNA, 1935 nt
Organism: Seminavis robusta
Lineage: Eukaryota; Bacillariophyta; Bacillariophyceae; Naviculales; Naviculaceae
Source: the annotation of a GenBank genome assembly
AUGUCUACCAACAACAACAACGUCAAUGGUAGCGACAAUGAUGAUGUUGAUCUUCUCAAGAUUGUGGAGAGGAGGUUGCAGCAAGGCAGUGCGGAAAGCGGUGAAGAAGAGAAAGUAUCAACAGCUGCCUCCGAUGCUCCCUCGAGCUACUUUGCUUCUUCUGCUACCAGUAGUCCUACUGCCAAUGGUGCUGCCCCUCCUCCUCCAACCUUGGCCACCACAAGUGGCUUUGAUAUUAUGAAGAUUGUCAGAGAAAGAGCAGGUGCUGCUGCAAGUCACGAGACAGCUGGGGACUUGGAGCUGGUACAGGUCGCCGAAAAUGGUAGCAAGACAACCCGCCAGGAGAGUGACAACAACCUCCACGACAGAACCACAAAGGUUGCACAAAUGCCACAGCCACAACAAACCAUUCUAACAAGGCAACCCGAAUUUUCUAGACAACAUCAAAGUAAUCCUGGUGCCUAUGCCAUUGAUGGUCCGGGUCUUGCUAAUGACGACACUGAGAAUCAUUCCAAUAGUAGUUCUGGUAUGUCAAGUGACGACGACGACGACGACGACGACCUGGACAAUUGGGAUCAAGAACAGACUGAGGAUAUCAUUGCCAAUCCUAUUGAUGAUGAUCAGCAGACAGGCCUGUUGCCAAAUGCAGAGCCACUAACAACCAACCAGAGACCAAGAGAGUACUGGAGGAAAAAGCUGCUUUGUUCACUCUCAGUUGAGAUCAUUGUGGCUUUCGUUGUUAUAUCCAUGAUUAUUGUCCUAAUUGUUGUGCUGACAUCCAAACAAGGAAGCAAAAAUCAGCCACCUAAUCAAAAUGGAUCAAGUCUUCACUCCCCAGAACUGCACUGUAAUGACAAAGGAGAAAUCAAAGCAUUGGAAUUUUGGAUCACCAAUAAUCUGGAAGGAACGCUGCCACCCGAGAUCUCGAUAUUGGGCAAGAGCUUGCAAAAACUUGCAUUCCUGCGAGAUAUGCAAGUGGAAGGAACGAUCCCAACAGAGGUUGGACUGCUGACAAAACUAACAAUGUUGAAUUUCAAUACAGUUGCAAUUUCUGGCACACUUCCAACUGAGCUCGGAUUUCUACAGAGUCUAGAGGAACUCGUGAUUUCAACAACACCGAUUUCUGGCUCUCUGCCUUCAGAGUUUGGAAAACUAGGCAAUUUAACAAUCUUCAAAGUGGUCAACACAGACCUAACAGGCUCCCUCCCUGUUGAAUUCUUCCGAAUGCAUCAGCUAACAGUCGCUGUAAUGGCAAGCCCUGGACUGAUCUCUGACUCUCUUCUUCCAGAGAUCAUUAGGAACAUGCCAAGACUACAAUUCUUAGCACUCGACCAAAGGAAAUCUGGUGAUGAGAUGCCAUUGCCUUCUGAAAUUGGCAUGCUAUCAGAGCUAGAUAACCUGCAUUUGGUUGAUUGGAAAAUAGAUGGCACUGUUCCAACUGAGCUUGGGCACUUAACAGAACUGAAUUUUCUGACCGUCAGGGAAAACUCAAUAGCAGGAACUAUGCCUCCGGAACUGUUCGAGUUGACAAAUUUGAUUGGCCUAGACAUCCAAGCCAAUCACUUGGAAGGGUCACUCCCCCCUGUGCUCUUUUCCAAGUUGACAAACUUGCAAUACUUGCGAAUCAAUAACAAUCAGUUCUCUGGCUCGAUUCCAACGGAGGUUGGGCUUCUCUCCAAUCUCAAGAAGCUGCAACUUCAGAAUACAAAUUUGUUAGGUCCCUUACCCAUCACGGAACUUCUUGCUAUGAGGAAUUUGACAAGCUUGGAAGUUGCAAACACAUCAUUAUCAGGCAGCAUUCCUAAAGAAAUGUGUGGCAGAAUGAGAGUGCAGGAGCAAGGCUGGUUUGGUGGACGGUUUUAUGAAGGGAAGAGUGAAAAUCCAGUUUGCCAUGGGACUCUCCUCUGUGGUUGCAACUGUACUGGAUGCCUCUAG